CGACCUCGGAAAGCUCUGUCGCCGACCCUCAUGGACCUUCCUCACAGAGAUCGGGUCUCAUCCAUGUCCUUCUCAUGCUUAACUACCAUCAUUCUCCUAUUAGGGAGUGUCCUAGCUUCAGUAGAAGCUGGUGGAAAUGACACCGAUCGGCUUGCUUUGCUGGAAUUCAAGGCCCGAAUAGCCGAUCCCGGUGGGGUUUUGAACUCGUGGAAUGAUUCUAGCCACUUUUGCGGGUGGUAUGGUGUCACAUGUGGUCGUAGACACCAAAGGGUCACGGUUCUGGACCUCCACUUCAAGAACCUGUCUGGGGUCGUGCCGUCUUUUAUUGGUAACCUAAGCUUUUUGAGGGAAGUCCAUCUAUAUAAGAACAGUUUUCACUCCGAAAUUCCCCCACAGUUCGGCCGCUUGUUUCGAUUGCAGAAGUUAAUCCUUUAUCGCAACUUGUUUAGUGGAUAUAUCCCUUCGAAUCUCUCCCAUUGCUCUAAUUUGCUCGUUCUUGACUUAGGCGAGAACAAGCUCAAAGGAAAUUUGCCAGCAGAACUUGGCUCCUUGUCCAAGCUCCAAAUACUCAUUCUUGAAGCCAACAGCCUGAUGGGAAACAUUCCGCCGUCAUUUGGAAACUUAUCCUUUCUUCAAAACUUCUCAUCAUCGUUUAAUAACCUCAGCGGUACGAUCCCGGAGUUCUUCGGACAACUGAGAACAUUAAAUCUCCUCUUUCUUGGCUCGAAUAAAUUUGUGGGUACGAUUCCUCUCUCAGUCUUCAAUUUAUCCACUUUGACAGCCCUUGAUUUAGCUGAAAACCAAUUAGAGGGGGGCUUACCCAACGACUUAGGCUUCACUCUUCCGAAUCUCGAGAAUAUCGGUUUGUAUGGCAACCACCUCACCGGACCCAUUCCUGAGUCAAUAAGCAACUGCUCUAAUCUCCGUUUUUUCGAAAUCGCGUUGAACAACUUUACAGGGAAAGUUCCUUCUUUCUCAAAGAUGAGAGGACUCUACUGGUUUAACAUCUUGGCUAACAACUUGGGAAGUGGGCAAUCUGCUGAUCUUGACUUCCUCUGCUCUCUAACCAAUUCCACGAACUUGGAAAGAUUCGUUAUUGAAGAUAAUGCCUUUGGAGGAACAAUACCCGACUGUAUGGGUAACCUCUCUAUCACCCUUUCGGUGUUUGUGUUACGCGACAAUUAUAUUUCUGGAACCUUACCUGUUGGAAUUGGAAAUCUCAUCAAUUUGGAGAUCCUGGACAUGUGGGGCAACAACAUCUCGGGAAACAUUCCUUCCGAAAUUGGAAAUCUAAACAAAAUGAAGGUUAUGUCUCUCAGCAUAAAUAAUUUCUCAGGGCAAAUACCACGAUCGAUCGGGAAUUUGAGACUGUUAACCAAAUUUGACUUGCAUAGCAAUAAUCUCUAUGGCUCGAUACCAUCGUCUCUAGGAAACUGUCAGAAUCUACUUCUCUUAGACCUAUCGAUCAACAAACUCAGUGGUAACAUACCCCCGAAAAUUAUGGGCCUCUCAUCUUUGUCGAUUUAUCUCAACUUGUCUCAAAAUAGUCUUACAGGAUCUCUUCCAGGAGAAGUUGGAAACUUGAAAAAUCUCGACAUAUUAAGUCUUGAAGGUAACAGAUUAACUCAAAAGAUUCCAAGCAGUAUUGGCAGUUGUAUAAGCAUGGAAGGCAUAUAUCUACAGGAUAAUUUCUUUGAAGGGCCCCUACCAUCGACUCUAAGUUCCAUGAGAGGGCUUCAGGUAUUAAAUGUUUCCAACAACCGAUUGUCCGGCCAAAUCCCGGAAUUUUUAGGGUUGCUGAAUCUAACGAAUCUGAGCCUUUCUUACAAUGAUUUUGAGGGUGCAUUGCCAACAAAAGGAGUUUUCAAAAGUGUCAUUGCAACUUCAGUUGUUGGAAACAAGAAGCUUUGUGGGGGUCUACCAGAUUUUCAACUACCGAAAUGCGACUACGAACGGAGGAGAAUAAGUGGAGCUGCAAAAAUUCUAAUAUGCAUAAUGUCUUCUCUUGUAGGAGUAGCCUGCAUAUUGUCUUUCUCAUACCUCUUAUGGCGUCUACACAAAAAGAAUGCAUCAGCUUCAAGCUCUUCCGAAGAAGGGCGUUCGCAUGUUUCAUAUCACAGUCUAUUGAAAGCGACGGAUGGAUUCUCCUCCACAAAUCUACUCGGCAUGGGUAGUUUUGGAUCCGUAUAUAGAGGGCUUCUUGAUCAAACUCAGUCGAUCGUGGCCAUCAAGAUUUUGGAUCUUACACAUCACGGAGCUUCCAAGAGCUUCAUAGCUGAGUGCGAGGCCUUGAGAAGAAUACGACACCGUAAUCUUGUGAAGAUACUCACAGCAUGUUCUGGAUUUGAUUUUAAUGGAAAUGAUUUCAAGGCAUUGGUCUAUGAAUUCAUGUCGAAUGGGAGCUUGGAUGACUGGUUGCACCCAACUGCAUCGCAGUAUAAAAUGCGAAGCCAGUUGAGUCUACUUGAGAGAGUGAAUAUUGCAACCGAUGUUGCUUGUGCACUAGAUUAUCUUCAUCAUCAGUGUGAAACACCAAUAGUCCAUUGUGAUCUAAAACCAAGCAAUGUCCUUCUUGAUGAUGAAAUGACUGGACAUGUAGGCGAUUUCGGGCUUGCCAGAUUCCUCCCAGAAGCUACGCAUAAGUUACUAGCCAAUCAGUCUAGCUCUAUCGGAGUAAAAGGAUCUUUCGGCUAUGUAGCUCCAGAGUACGGCGCGGGAAGUGCCGUAUCCACAAAAGGAGAUGUGUACAGCUUUGGAGUCCUCAUUUUGGAGAUGUUCACGGGCAGGAGGCCAACCCAUGACAUCUUUCAAAAUGGGUUGAACCUUCAUCGCUUUGCAAAGGCUGCUCUGACAGAUCGAGUGGAAAAGGUAAUCGAUCCCAAUCUGCUUCAAGAAAACCAAGACUCGGAGAAGAAACGAACCGUUGCUCCGGAUGGCAAUUACAAAAGCUGUUUCAGUACUCUGGAGUGUUUGGGUUCGAUCAUCGAAAUAGGAGUCGCUUGCUCUUUUGAGUCUCCACAGGAACGAAUGGACAUUGGCAAUGCAUUGACUAAACUGCAAGGGAUCAAGAAGAAACUUCUUGAGUUCAUUGCCAUUGCCCAGUAGAUGUAAAAUCUGAACUUCAUAUGGAGUCAUGUGGUCUUCAUGGUCAUUGCUUUGUAUGGAAGUGGAUGUGGAAUUUGGCCAUUCAAAGACAAUUUGAAUCUGGCGACAGCAAAACCACAAGUGAUGGUGGUUAGUGACUUAGCAAUCCAAGGAAGAUCAAAGUAGUCUAUGUUGUCUUAAGGAAAAGAUCACUGUCCUUCAGCUGUGUGAAAAAUAAAUGUGCUUUGUUUUGCUUUAGCUCAAAAAAAUAGUAAUUGUAACCUGCUUGAGAGUUGCACCAGG
Rhodamnia argentea is the source of this 3387-nucleotide messenger RNA. Its product is annotated as putative receptor-like protein kinase At3g47110. Gene Ontology annotation, biological process: protein phosphorylation. Gene Ontology annotation, molecular function: protein kinase activity; ATP binding; protein binding. The coding region runs from base 31 to 3105 and encodes 1024 amino acids. The transcript is spliced from 2 exons. NCBI's taxonomy places the organism in Eukaryota, Viridiplantae, Streptophyta, Magnoliopsida, Myrtales, Myrtaceae. The record is from RefSeq and is a predicted model, not a curated record.